Messenger RNA from Plasmodium reichenowi, 156 nucleotides. Its product is annotated as 60S ribosomal protein L39, putative. Gene Ontology annotation, biological process: translation. The record is from RefSeq and is a predicted model, not a curated record. The transcript is spliced from 3 exons. Gene Ontology annotation, molecular function: structural constituent of ribosome. Gene Ontology annotation, cellular component: ribosome; cytosolic large ribosomal subunit. The coding region runs from base 1 to 156 and encodes 51 amino acids. NCBI's taxonomy places the organism in Eukaryota, Apicomplexa, Aconoidasida, Haemosporida, Plasmodiidae.
AUGGGAUCAAUUAAACGUUUUAGAUUAAAACAAAGACUUGGAAAAUGCAGAAGGCAAAAUAGGCCUGUACCCCAUUGGUAUAGAUUAAAGAAAGAUACAAAAAUAAGAUAUAAUACAAAAAGAAGACACUGGAGAAGAACCAAAUUAGGAUUAUAA